Molecule: messenger RNA, 1383 nt
Organism: Hansenula anomala
Lineage: Eukaryota; Fungi; Ascomycota; Saccharomycetes; Phaffomycetales; Wickerhamomycetaceae
Product: Nup35/Nup53 family RNA-binding protein
Exons: 1
Coding region: 1-1383 (460 amino acids)
Biological process (GO): NLS-bearing protein import into nucleus; regulation of DNA-templated transcription; nuclear pore organization
Cellular component (GO): nuclear pore nuclear basket; nuclear membrane; nuclear pore central transport channel
Molecular function (GO): single-stranded DNA binding; phospholipid binding; structural constituent of nuclear pore
Source: RefSeq, a predicted model, not a curated record
AUGUUUGGGAAUAGAGAAGCAGACCAGUCGUUUUCCAAGGACCUUUUUGGGAGCUCAUACCAGAACAAUUUUGACAUCUUCAAGAGCACUGAUAGUCAACAAUCCAGAUUUUCCUCUUUGAAAGCUAGAAAUUUGGACCCUUCAGACAGAUCUACAGAUGAUAUCAACAGCCCUGCUAACACCAGUGCGACUCAGACGUACUCUCCAAAUAGAAGAGUCCCUACACACAGUCAAUCUUUUGAUUUGAGCUUUGAUUCACCAAAUCCAUCAGUAGCUACCAUAAAUCAAAAAACAAAUGCUGCACAACAACAAACACAACCAUUGUGGUUCAACAACCCAAGAAGACGUAUGAUCCCAUCACAGGCUGUCAAAAGAGAAAGCUUUAGUGAUAUAGAUAAUGAGUCUACAUCUUUUUUGAACAAAUCCAAACCUAAUUCAACUUCGAACCCUGGAUUCAAAACAUUAACUUUUGGAACAAGAAGAACAAAUGCUCAAUUGGCCCAUAUAAAUGCAUUUUCAGAUGAAUUACCACCUUCUAGAACAAUUUCAGACUUAAAAAGAGAAGAUUUAUCAGAAGGCCAUCUUUCGUUCGCUAAUGACACGGCAAAUGGUAAUGCAAGUUUGAUCUCCAAUAAUGGAGUUAAGGAAGGAAACAAAAGUUUCUUACAAAGCAAUGGUGGUACUCCAUUGAAAUAUUCUUCCCAAAGCAUACUCCCUCCAUAUUUAACUAAACAAGGUGAGUCGUCAUCUAACCUCUCAACACCUUCAAAAUCAUUUGAUAGCCCUCAACCACCAAGCUCAAGCCCACUAAGACCAGAUACAGAAUCCGCUGUCCUGGUUUUCGGCUAUCCUGAGUCAAUUGCAAACUCUGUCAUUAAGCAUUUCGCCAAGUUUGGUAGAAUCUUGGAAGAUUUUGAAGUUACAAGAGUGGACCCAUUAUUCACAAAACAAAAAUCCAAGACUUAUCCAAUUUUCACUGGUGAAGGCUGGAUUAAAAUUACAUAUGACAACAAGGCAUCAGCAAUGCGCGCUUUAGAGGAAAGUGGUACUGUUUUUCACGGCACAAUGAUUGGGUGUGUUCCAUAUUCAAAGCAAGCUAUUGAAAAUAUAGCAUCCAUUUCAAUUUCAAAUAAUGAAAAUAUUGGAGAAAGUGAUCUUGUUCAACAGCAAGCAAACCCAAUGCAACCUGAUGGGCUUUCUCAUUAUACAAAUAAUUUCCAACAUAGAAUUCAAGCUAAAACUGAUGAACAAAUUUUUGUCAAACCAACCAAAGAAACAAAAGGUAUUUAUUCUAAAAGAACAGAGGCUAAGUCAAGCGAAGGUGAAGGUAAAAAUGUUUUGAACAAAGUUAGCAACUGGUUCUUUGGAUGGGAAGACCUAUGA